Teleopsis dalmanni is the source of this 2318-nucleotide messenger RNA. Its product is annotated as protein brown-like. NCBI's taxonomy places the organism in Eukaryota, Metazoa, Arthropoda, Insecta, Diptera, Diopsidae. The transcript is spliced from 8 exons. Gene Ontology annotation, molecular function: ATP hydrolysis activity; ABC-type transporter activity; ATP binding. Gene Ontology annotation, cellular component: plasma membrane. The coding region runs from base 299 to 2269 and encodes 656 amino acids. The record is from RefSeq and is a predicted model, not a curated record.
UAUAUGACAUAUAUAUGACACAUACAUCUGUGUAAUGAAUGUGAACGCAUUUCCAUUAUAAGUGAAUUAAAUGAAACCAAUUUUAAGCAGAGAUAAGAUUAUAAAUUUAUCACUAGUAACAACAUGUGCUACAGCUUUCCAUUAUAAUAUUGAGUUUAACGUUGUUAACAACGUCUCCAGUGAUCAGUGAAACCCAUACAGUUGGUGUAAAAAUAUAUAUAUAAAAAUAUAGUUUCAUUGGAUUCAUAAAGAUAUAGUGAAAGCUAUAUUAAGCAAAAAUUAAAAUUUUAUCCGUAAGAUGAAUGAAUCGCGUAGUGGUUUGCUUUUGGAAUGGAAAAACCUUGAUUAUUAUGUACCAGCAAAUGAACAAAGUAAUUAUAGUUUUUGGCAGGAAUGCCAAAAAUUAAGGGAGAUACGCAUCCUAAAGAACGUAAGCGGUCAUAUUAGAACUGGAGAUCUAAUUGCUGUACUGGGUUGCAGUGGUGCUGGCAAAACCACAUUGCUCGCUGCUAUUUCACAGCGUUUACGCGGUAACUUAAGCGGCGAUAUUGUGCUGAACGGCGUCGCAGUGGCGCGCAAUGAUAUGACGCGCAUCUCAAGUUUUUUGCCACAAUUUGAAAUCAAUGUUAAAACCUUUACCGCAUACGAGCACUUGUAUUUUAUGUCACAUUUUAAAAUGCAUAGAAAAACAACAAAAUCUCAAAAACGUCAACGGGUUAAUGACCUACUUUUAGCAGUAGGACUGCGAGAUGCUGCGAACACCCGCAUACAGCAGCUAUCGGGUGGCGAGCGAAAGCGAUUAAGUUUGGCUGAGGAGCUAAUUAUAGAUCCACCUUUCCUGUUUUGUGACGAACCAACAACUGGUUUAGACAGUUAUAGUGCCUAUACAGUAGUAAAAACUUUACGUCAUCUAUGUACUCGUCAUCGUGUUGUUAAGAGUUCCCUUACCUCACUCUAUGGUGAAGAUUCGUUUAGCACGCCCAGCGAUAUAAGUAGUCGUAGUUCAAUUGAAAUGGAAGUUUUUAAAUCGAAUGAAAAUUUAUUUGAAUCUCUAAAGGAGCUGCCUUCGUUAAGUGUAUUCAAUAACAGUCCGAAUGGUAGACAAAAGAAAGCUAUUAUCUGUUCUAUACAUCAGCCAACUUCGGAUAUAUUUGAGCUGUUCACACACAUCAUACUAAUGGAUGCAGGUCGGAUCAUAUAUCAGGGCAGUACAGAAAAAGCUUUACAGUUUUUUACAGACUUAGGCUAUAGCAUACCACAAAACUGUAAUCCAGCUGAGUUUUAUUUAAGAACUAGUAAUAGAGAUGGCGAUGCCAUUAAAACCAAAUAUGACUUUGAGACGGCAGGUUUAUACCAUGGCAGUUGGUUGGCACCACGUAAUUAUAGUGGAGAUCCUUUGCAUCAUUUAAAAAAUAUAAAGAAGAUUCGUUGGAUAUAUCAAGUUUAUUUGUUGCUUUUACGGUUUAUAACAGAAGAUAGUCGCAAUAUUAAACGCGGUCUGAUGAGCUUAGGAUUCUUUAUGAUAACAUCGUGUACUUUGGCAAUUAUGUAUUCUGGUAUUAGUGGACUCACUCAGACCUCAGUACAAGAUAUUGGUGGCUCAAUAUUCAUGCUUAGUACAGAAAUGAUAUUUACUUUCUCAUAUGGUGUGACAUACGUUUUUCCUGCCGCCUUACCUAUAAUGCGACGAGAAGUUGGUGAAGGCAUAUAUAGUACAUCAGCCUAUUAUAUGGCUGUAGUGUUAUCCUUCAUUCCGAUGGCGUUCUUUAAAAGUUUCCUUUUCUUCUCGGUCGUCUAUGGUGCUGUCUAUUAUGCGCGUGGGUUUUUGCUAUUUUUGAAUAUGGGUUUGAUAUUGAGUCUUGCAGCUAUCGCUGCUACUGGUUAUGGUUUAUUUUUGUCCAGUUUUUUCGAAACUGAUACUAUGGCUUCAGAGUGCGCUGCACCAUUUGAUUUGAUCUUCUUAAUAUUUGGUGGUGCAUAUUAUAAUGUGGACUCUAUACCGAUAAUUAAAUAUUUAUCACUGUUUUUCUACUCUAAUGAAGCCUUAAUGUAUAAGUUUUGGAUAGAUGUUGAUGAAAUUGAUUGUCCGCAAAACUUGGAGCAUCCAUGCGUGAAAAAUGGUUAUGAAGUGCUGCAACGUGGUUCCUACAGAACUGCGGAUUAUACAUUUUGGUUGGAUUGCGUUGGUCUUAUAAGUGUAGCAGUUGUGUUCAAUAUUUUAGCAUUCCUUUUUAUACGAAAGUAUGUCAGACGUAGUGGUUACUAUUAAGAGUUUGCUUAGUAUAAUUCGUAGUGAAUAUUUUUAAUUAAUUAUUAAU